ACGAGUACUUCUCCGUUUUGAAUAUUCCAAUCAUCAAUGGCGUCCAUUUUAUCACACUCACCGACCCUUUUAACAAAUGGUCGUUCAAAUUGCCAUAGACUCCCACUCUCAACUCCAAGAACGCAUUUUUCUUCACUGCAAUACCGGCCAAUUCUCAAAAAGUCAGAGUCUUCGCUCUCAUUUCAAACUUUAUUUCAUCUGAGCCAUCCCCAAAUCAAUGCGACGAGAAUUUCAUCAGAUGAUUUUCUUGAGACAAUUGAAAAGGAUGAGUCUUUGUUGGGGUCUGAAGAAACUCCAUUGAAGUUACUAUUUUGGGUCCUGUUGUGGACAUCUGUGUCUCUUGGUUUGUAUGCAUUUUCUGGGGAUGCUAAAGCUGCUGCAGUGGUUGGUGGUGCUGAUUCUAUCAGGACUUCGGGCUUUGGUGUGAAGGUUGCUAAUGCAUUGCGGGCUUCAGGCUGGCCUGAUGAAGCUGUUGUCUUUGCCUUGGCUACGCUUCCAGUAAUCGAGCUCCGAGGGGCUAUUCCUGUUGGUUACUGGCUGCAACUCAAGCCCGUGACGCUAACUGUCUUGUCUAUUCUUGGGAACAUGGUUCCAGUACCCUUUAUCAUAUUGUACCUGAAAAAAGUUGCAACGUUUCUCACUGGUAAGAAUCAAGCUGCUUCUCGAUUCCUAGACAUGUUAUUUGAGAGGGCGAAACAGAAGGCAGGUCCUGUCAAAGAGUUUCAAUGGCUUGGUCUGAUGCUUUUUGUAGCAGUGCCGUUCCCUGGAACAGGAGCUUGGACUGGAGCCUUUAUUGCCUCUAUAUUGGACAUGCCAUUCUGGCCAGCUGUCUCGGCUAAUUUUUUUGGUGUCAUAUUAGCUGGGCUUCUGGUAAACUUACUGGUUAACCUCGGACUCAAAUAUGCCGUAGUAACUGGUACAGUUCUUUUUAUUAUCUCCACAUCCAUGUGGAGUAUCCUUCGUGGUCUCAAAAACUCAUUGACCUCAUCAAAUUGAUGCAAGGUCCGGGCAACUGGGAUUAUUCUUCUCAGCAGACUAUAUUAGAUGGCUGUAUUGCUGACGUUUGUCAGACACUUCAUCGAUGAAACAUUGAUCCAGCGCUCUAAAACUUCCACAUCUUUCAGAUUCAUGCUCUGUUCUUUUGCUUAUUCAUAAACUGCAUAUUCAUGGCCAAGAAAAUGAAAUGCGUUUAGAUGUUUCUGGAUAUCAAAAACAUGCUAUUCUUGGGAGUUAUUACAAAAAUCAUGUUUCUAUGAUCUUAAAAGUUCCCUCAGCACACGGGCCACAUCUAUUCUUCCAAUCCGUAUCAAGGAUGGUUCUCGAUGCUCAGGAAGCACAAGUACUCUUACUCAUUUCCGGAACAAUCCCAUGUUGUUUCAUUAGAUUCAUACCAUCUCAUCCCUCUCGCAUUUUCUUUCACGCAAUGGUAAAACGGCUUUAUGUUUCAUUGUGUUUUGCAACGAGCACAUUAAAGGGGUUUCUUCCACAUCAUGUCCUUCAAAAUUUUAUAUCUUUUCACUUGCUAUGGUUGAAUUGCUCACUGAUA
Messenger RNA from Sesamum indicum (sesame), 1546 nucleotides. RefSeq lists its product as uncharacterized. Lineage: Eukaryota; Viridiplantae; Streptophyta; Magnoliopsida; Lamiales; Pedaliaceae. Gene Ontology annotation, cellular component: chloroplast. The record is from RefSeq and is a predicted model, not a curated record.